This is a messenger RNA of Struthio camelus australis, 815 nucleotides long. Lineage: Eukaryota; Metazoa; Chordata; Aves; Struthioniformes; Struthionidae. The record is from RefSeq and is a predicted model, not a curated record.
GAUAGUUAAGUGUCUUCCUCUUUCUAAACUAUUGAUUUGUUCACCAAAAUGGAGUUUUAAUAAUAAUAUAUAGACGUUAAGUAGUGUUGCUUUAAAGUGUAUGAUCUUGUGAAGAGAUUACAUCCUUCUGGGGAGGAGUUUUCGAGGAGGAAGGCACUGUGCAGCUCAUAAAUAUUUCGGACUGAGAUUGCUGCUUUUGUCUCAUCUGCCUCUGAGCCCGUUGCUGAAGUGCAGCGUUCCUGCUCAUCUUUAAAAAGAAACAUGGCUGACUGGUUUGUGAAGAACAAAAUCAGAGAUGACAAAGUAACUGUUUUUAUAAAGCCAACUUGCUCUUACUGCCGUAAUAUGAUGGAGAUCCUCACACAAUUUAACAUCAGGCCAGACUGUCUGGAGUCGGUUGAUAUUACUGGGAGGGAUGACGUCCAGGAUUACCUCCAGCAAACAACAGGGCAAAGAACAGUCCCUUGCGUGUUUAUCGGGAAAAACUGCAUUGGUGGACUUUCAGAUCUGCAAAAUUUAUAUAGACAACUCCCAGGAAUGCUACGUCAAAUUCAUGCUCUACAGCAGUAAAGUGAGGAAGACGACCAUGAGCUACAACCUCCUCACUUUGACGCACAUGCUUUUUGGAACAGCUUCCUUUUAACGUCCUAAAGCAGCAGAAGCAGGUUCAGAAGAAUCUUUUUUGAAGAAUGCAAUUUCUUUUGAUUUCAUUGAUUAGUGCUUCAGUAUGCUACAUCUCUUCAUCCUUUCUGUAAUGCUGGAAAGAAGUUCAGAACGAGAUCUGACCUGGCCAAAUAAAAUAUGCUUGCACUCAG